CGGGACUCUCUGGUCCACAGGCCCAUGCUCCAACCGUUGAGCCAAACCGGCCAGGGUGCAAUUUUUUUUUAAUUUAAAUCACAGACCCGUUUACAAGUAUUAGGAAAGCUGUAGACCCUUCCCCAGAAUAACGCACACAUAUUCCUCCAACAAGCACACAUUUGGAAACAGCUUUAGGAAGUUCAUACCCCUCCCCCCCAAACAAUUCAUGACAACAUAGUCUUUCUUGGAACGUUGAGGUUUUCUGAUAAUAUCAAAUAAUUACCACAUCAUUUUACUUAUAAGUAAAGGGUUGCCUAACAGUGAAUAUUGAUUGCAGUACCACACUGCUCACUUAUUCUUUGGAGCUCUGGAACUCGAAGUGGUUUAGUGCAAUAGAAAAACGACUUGCCCGGAAACCAAGUGACCUAGAUUCGAGACUUAACCCCAGUCAUCACUAGCGGUUCUGUAUUAAGCUUGCUGUUUUUCUGUAACAUCUGAUAUUCUUUUGUUGCUGAAGGAAGUUUUAACGAAGCUAGCGUACCAGCGAAGACCUUUGAAGUGUGAAGAGAUUUCCUGUAAUUGAGACCAAAAUGUCACUGAUAGAUCCUUAUCAGCACAUUAUAGUGGAGCAUCAGUAUUCCCACAAGUUCACGGUGGUGGUGGUACGGGCCUUCAAAGUGACAAAGGGCGCCUUUGGUGACCUACUUGACACUCCGGAUCCCUACGUGGAACUUUUCAUCUCCUCCACCCCUGACAGCAGGAAGAGGACAAGACACUUCAAUAACGACAUAAACCCAGUGUGGAAUGAGGCCUUCGAGUUUAUUUUGGAUCCUAAUCAGGAAAAUGUUUUGGAGAUCACAUUAAUGGAUGCUAAUUAUGUCAUGGAUGAAACUCUGGGGACAGCAACAUUUCCCAUAUCUUCUAUGAAAGUAGGAGAGAAGAAAGAGGUUCCUUUUAUUUUCAACCAAGUCACUGAAAUGAUUCUGGAAAUGUCCCUUGAAGUUUGCUCAUCCCCGGACCUCCGAUUCAGUAUGGCGCUGUGUGAUCAGGAGAAAGCGUUCAGACACCAGAGAAAAGAAAACAUCAAGGAAAACAUGAAGAAACUCCUGGGUCCAAAGAAGAGUGAAGGCUUGUGUUCUACGCGUGAUGUGCCUGUGGUGGCCAUCCUGGGCUCAGGCGGGGGUUUCCGAGCCAUGGUGGGGUUCUCCGGUGUGAUGAAGGCUCUGUACGAAUCAGGAGUUUUAGACUGUGCUACCUACAUUGCUGGUCUUUCUGGCUCCACGUGGUAUAUGUCAACGUUAUAUUCUCACCCUGAUUUCCCAGAGAAAGGGCCAGAGGAGAUUAAUGAAGAGCUAAUGAAAAACGUUAGCCACAACCCUCUCUUACUCCUCACACCGCAGAAGGUUAAAAGAUAUGUUGAGUCUUUAUGGAAGAAGAAAAGGUCUGGACAGCCUGUCACCUUUACUGAUAUCUUCGGGAUGUUAAUAGGAGAAACACUAAUUCACAAUAGAAUGAACAUAACCUUGAGUAGCUUGAAGGAAAAGGUCAAUACGGCCCGAUGCCCUUUGCCUCUUUUCACCUGUCUCCACGUCAAGCCCGACGUUUCAGAGCUGAUGUUUGCAGAUUGGGUCGAAUUUACUCCAUAUGAGAUCGGCAUGGCUAAGUAUGGCACUUUCAUGACUCCUGACUUAUUUGGAAGCAAAUUUUUUAUGGGAAAAGUGGUAAAGAAAUAUGAAGAAAACCCCUUGCAUUUCUUAAUGGGUGUCUGGGGCAGCGCCUUUUCUAUAUUGUUCAACAGAGUCUUGGGAGUUUCCAGCUCACAGAACAAAGGUUCCACGAUGGAGGAAGAAUUAGAAAAUAUUACAGCAAAGCAUAUUGUGAGUAAUGACAGCUCGGACAGCGAUGACGAGUCACAAGGACCCAAAGGCACUGAAAACGAAGAUGCUGAAGAGGAAUAUCAAAACGAUAAUCAAGCGAGUUGGGUCCAUCGCAUGAUAAUGGCCCUGAUGAGUGACUCAACUUUAUUCAAUACCAGAGAAGGACGGGCUGGGAAGGUGCACAACUUCAUGCUGGGCUUGAAUCUCAAUACCUCGUAUCCGCUGUCUCCGUUCAGAGACUUUAACACGCAGGAGUCCUUGGAUGAAGAUGAACUGGAUGCAGCUGUGACAGAUCCCGAUGAAUUUGAGCGAAUAUAUGAGCCUCUGGAUGUCAAAAGUAAAAAGAUUCAUGUAGUGGACAGCGGCCUCACGUUUAACCUGCCUUACCCCUUGAUCCUGAGGCCACAGAGGGGAGUCGAUCUCAUCAUCUCCUUUGACUUUUCUGCAAGGCCCAGUGACUCAAGUCCUCCAUUCAAGGAACUGCUACUCGCAGAAAAGUGGGCUAAAAUGAACAAGCUCCCCUUUCCCAAGAUUGACUCCAACGUGUUCGAUCGCGAAGGGCUGAAGGAGUGCUACGUCUUCAAACCCAAGAACUCGGAUGUGGACAAGGACUGCCCGACCAUCAUCCACUUCGUGCUGGCCAACAUCAACUUCAGGAAGUACAAGGCUCCCGGUGUUCCAAGAGAAACUAAGGAAGAGAAAGAAAUAGCUGAUUUUGAUAUUUUUGAUGACCCCGAGUCACCAUUUUCGACCUUCAACUUUCAGUAUCCAAAUCAAGCAUUCAAAAGGCUGCAUGAUCUGAUGUACUUCAAUACCCUGAACAACAUCGAUGUGAUAAAGAAUGCCAUCUUUGAAAGCAUCGAAUAUAGAAGACAGAAUCCAUCUCGUUGCUCGGUUUCCCUCAGUAACGUUGAGGCAAGAAGAUUCUUCAACAAGGAGUUUCUAAGCAAACCCCCGGCAUAGUUUGUGUACUGGGAAGGGCAGCAAUUUUUGAUGCAGAAGCAGUUUGAAAUUCCAUGACAACUGGAUUAAAGCACAAUACAGACAGUAGUACUAAUGAUAAGAGGCUGAUGGAUGCUCAGACUCGUAGUUAUUUAUAUAAAGCCACAUGAGAAUAAUACCCUUAUAAGUUUGUUAGGUUAACAGAUGAUGUUGAUUAUGUAAAAAUAUACUCAGCUACAUUUUCUAUCAGUAUGGAUUUCCUGAUGCAAAUGUGGGAACACAGACUGUAUUUUUAGACAUUCCUCACCAACUAUGUUAUGUGUCCUACUUUUAAAAUGUGGUUUCUUUUUAGAAUAUUUAACACGUCAAUCUUAAUAAGUAAAAACUUGCAUUGUGUGUGAAUGUUAUUCACUGACUGGAUUUAUUCAUGCCAUGA
Messenger RNA from Molossus molossus (Pallas's mastiff bat), 3237 nucleotides. RefSeq names its product phospholipase A2 group IVA (gene PLA2G4A). The transcript has 18 exons. Gene Ontology annotation, biological process: glycerophospholipid catabolic process. Gene Ontology annotation, molecular function: calcium ion binding; calcium-dependent phospholipid binding. Gene Ontology annotation, cellular component: cytosol; endoplasmic reticulum; Golgi apparatus. The record is from RefSeq and is a predicted model, not a curated record. Bases 573 to 2822 code for a protein of 749 amino acids. Lineage: Eukaryota; Metazoa; Chordata; Mammalia; Chiroptera; Molossidae.